AUGUCAUACACAAUCCUCGGCCGUAGCAUCAAAAACGAGUACCUCGCCCUUGGUACAUUCGGAAUCACCUUCGGUUCUGCAUACCUUGCUACUCGUGGAGGAAGCAAGACUGCCCAAGCCAAACCCGUCACUGUUGAGCAGGCUAAGCAGACUGUCCCUAUCAACGCUGGAUCUUCCGAAGAGGAACAAUUUAUCCUCAACUUCAUCAAGGAGGCUGAGAAGGAGGGCGCUGGUUCCGCAUCUAGCCAUUAG
Psilocybe cubensis is the source of this 252-nucleotide messenger RNA. RefSeq lists its product as uncharacterized. The transcript has 4 exons. Bases 1 to 252 code for a protein of 83 amino acids. Lineage: Eukaryota; Fungi; Basidiomycota; Agaricomycetes; Agaricales; Agrocybaceae. The record is from RefSeq and is a predicted model, not a curated record. Gene Ontology annotation, biological process: proton motive force-driven ATP synthesis.